AUGUCUUCACAAUUCAUAAAGGAAUCUUUAAAAUCAAAGAUAGUGCACGAUGAAACGAAUUAUUUUGAGAAUAGGAAAUUACUGCAACAAUCAGCUCAACAUUUGGCUGGGAAUUUGGAAAAGUAUGAUAUAGAUACACUUCUAGUUAUAUUUUUAUUGUCUAUAGACAUUUCCAAGGAUUACAGAUGUGACUUGCUUAAUACUAAGCUAAUUGAAAUGUUGAUUGCUAGAUCUAAAGAAUCUUUUGACUUUAAUACUCGAUUUGGAAUGGAGCCAUCCCCUUAUAUAUUUAAGUAUCUUUCUAAUGAUAAGGUUGAUAAUAUUAAGGCUGAAGGAGUUCAUCUUAUCUAUAUGUUUGGUUCUUUUCAUCAUUUUCAACUGGAGGAGUUGCUUAAGCAGCAUUUUGACUUUUUUUCUGUGUCCAUAAACUCCUACCUCAUAAAAUAUUCAAUUGAACAGUUGCUAUUGCUUGCUGAACAUAUAACACAACUUCAUAAGUUUGAUAGAUGCUCAGUACUUUUUCAAAAGUGUAUCGCAGCAAUUUGUGAUUUGGUAGAACAGGGUGGGACUAAUCUACCAACAACUCAGUAUACCAAGAUAUUAAAGCAACUUGGCCAUUUUGGGGGGAAGAAUUCAUUCCUUACAAAAAGGCUCAAUAAUCUUAUUUCAUCUUCUAUUAGUAAUGAUUCUUCAACAAACUUUGGAGAACUUCAUCUAUCUACUAUGAUUGAAGAAAGAUAUAAAAUUGCUAAAAAUCAUUUGGACCUUUUACAUACCUUUUUGCUAACAGGGUUGUUUGAGAAUGGGACUAUAAUUGAAUCUCUUUUGACUUCAAUAAUGAAAUUUUGUUUGUUUUAUUUCCAAUCAACAUCAAAAAUCUGCAGAACAAAUCCUAUUGAUGAUAUCCCAUACAAUUAUAAUAUUGAAUCAAAGUUUUCAUCAAUACUAUAUGCUAAGUAUCCAAACAAGGUGUUAAGAUCUCAACCAAUGGAGUUUAACGACAAAAGGGUGCCAGAAGACUCGAAUGAUCGUUUUUUAAUGAUAGAGGCCGCACUAUCACGCUUACUAUUUAGCAACGAAAUGUCAUUUUGUAGGAAACUUAAGCACUGUGAAAUCUAUAUCAGAACUUUUUAUCCUUCAAUUUACAGGAACAUCAGUGGUGAUUUACAGAAAUUUAUGACUUCUAUAUCACUGCAUAAGUAUAAGGACACGGGUUUCUACUCACAUUACGAUCACAAUUUAUAUAAUUAUCUGAGAAAAUUGGAUUAUAAACCCUGUAGAUUGAUUGUUGAUAAUAUAUUUCCUAUUAAUUGCUUGGACCACAAACGCAAAUUGUUUAUAGAGAUUCUUGAAAAGUGCGACAUUUAUCACGAAAAGAUGUUAGAUUUCAAGCUAAAAUAUCUCUGUUCACUUGGUUGGAAUUCAGUAAUAAUAAAUCAUAGUGAUUGGAUAGAUUUACCGGAAGAAUCACGCAUAAGACUCUUACGGGAGAAAAUUAAUUCUAUUUCCACGUAA
Theileria equi strain WA is the source of this 1515-nucleotide messenger RNA. RefSeq lists its product as hypothetical. Bases 1 to 1515 code for a protein of 504 amino acids. NCBI's taxonomy places the organism in Eukaryota, Apicomplexa, Aconoidasida, Piroplasmida, Theileriidae. The record is from RefSeq and is a predicted model, not a curated record. The transcript has a single exon.